Molecule: messenger RNA, 4116 nt
Organism: Phycomyces blakesleeanus NRRL 1555(-)
Lineage: Eukaryota; Fungi; Mucoromycota; Mucoromycetes; Mucorales; Phycomycetaceae
Exons: 5
Coding region: 1-4116 (1371 amino acids)
Molecular function (GO): catalytic activity
Source: RefSeq, a predicted model, not a curated record
AUGGCAACCCUAAACUCUGUUGGUGCUUGUCGUUCUGGUUUUUCUCUGCUGCUCAGUUCACGAUUGUAUAAGACCUUUGUCCGCCCAAAGUUUGAAUAUGGUUUGGCGAUCUCCACUCUACUGAAACAAGAUAUCAAAGUGCUGGAGUCCAUUCAAGAUAAGUGUCUUCGCAUGAUUGUUGGGGGGCAUGCCACGUCCUCUACAAUUGUGUUAAAGCACAUCUGCAAUCUGCCAAGUAUGAAGUUUCGUGCCGAUGCUCUUAUGGCCAAGUUCUGUAUAAGAUCACGCUUUUUGCCAGCCCAGUGCCUUCUGUCUCUUUUGCACCGUCAUCAUACCGUCUAUUCUUCACUUGUCUCCUUGGGAAAAACCCAUCUUCUGUCCAAUCUCCCUCCAACACUCAAACUUCGAAGCCCUAGUGCUGUAAAAAAUCAUUUUGAAAGCAUUAGAGAAGCUGGAUUUGCAACCUUUCUCCAGUCCAAUACGCAAGUUCUCAUUCAAGCAUGCCGCCCAGUUCUUGGAGUUGAUCCAAUCUUGUUUUUGCCAGCCUCACGUGUGGAACGUAGCCGUUUGAUUCGUUGGAGAAUGGGGUGGUUACCAGGCAAACCAAAGGAAUGUCCUUGUGGAUCAGAUCACACCUCACGCCGCCAUUUGUUGGAUUGCCCACUUGUUCCUAUGGCACUAUUUGAACAGUUGCCUCAACCUGACCAAGAUCAGAUACACAGAAUUGAUUUUGCCAUCACAUCCUUGCCUUUGUCAUCUCAAGAACCGCGACCUGCUUACUGGAUACCACUGCUGACUAUUCUCUGGCACAUAGAUGUUAUAUGUAAUCCUGAUGGUGACUAUUCACAUGAGACUGAACAUGUGUAUCCAUCCAUCAACAUCUUUACGCAAAACGAUCCAUCCAUCACGAAAAACGUACCUCCCAUUGCCAAAAGUAGUGCAGUCCUUGUCCUUGGUAUCCCAGCUGUCAGUAAAAAAAUUUCAGCUCAAUCAGACAACAUCACGCCAUCUGCAUUCUCAAUCCCAAUGGCCAAUUUGCAAAUCGGCAACAUGCAGGGAUUGCCAACUGAGCUUACCUCAUUCCUGACAACAUUGCAGGCAAAAAUCAUGAAUGUGCAAAACAGAACCGACCAGUUGGAGCGACUUGCAGCAGAGAAUGCAAGACUAACUACUGAAUUAGACCAUGCUAGAACAACAAUUGCUAAUCUGCAGAAGCAAUUAGGAUCUCAGAGUGCACCUGAAAAAAACUUUUCAGAAAUUUCACUUUCGAACCCAGCCGGAGCAGUAGGUGCUCCUGACAAAAACAAAGAACCAGGUCUGGAAGCCUCCACUUGGGCUACUAAAGCCAGUGUUUCUCUUUCUGUAACUGCCCCAAAAAUGUCUACUGUUCCCUCUGCUCGCCGUAUUGCAGCUUCUGUUCGUAUGUUUGCUCUUCCCUCUGGUCCUUCAGGUUAUGAAUAUGUCUAUAUUCCAAGAUCAAGACGCCUUAAGCACAAAGAAGUCCGUUCCUCUCUCCGCACUCUUGGUGUGGAUUCUUCUCGACUUUUGGACAUUAACUUCCCAGCCAGAGGUGUCAUUGGCAUCCUUGUUCAUGUCCAGUAUGCUGAUACAUUUAAGGCCAAACUGACAACUGCUUCUGUUGAGAUUUUGGACGCAUUUGAUCCACUUGAUCCUGAUAAUGUUGCUGAUCCCAAGUAUGCAUCUCUGUCCACUCAUGAACUUGCCAACACUGCUGCCAUGCUUCACCAUGAUAGAUGUCUCCAAGCCCUACAGUUCUUGCGCCCACACAUUGCUAUCCCAGUUGGUCACUUCUUUUGUGAGGAAGGGUGGAUCAGUGAAGAUGAAAUACCAACACGUACUACUCUUACCAAUGCUACUGGCGGGUCUUUGUUCAAACCUGGCACCUAUAGGGGCUCUAUGGGUGUUUCUGUUCUCAUAUCACCUCACUGUCCUUAUGCCGUCACUCAAAUACCUAUGCCCUCCAAAUAUGCUCUGGCUGUCAAAAUUGGCUCACUCAGAAUUGUAUGCUUAUAUCUUCCACCAAAUAUGCCCACUCAUGAUGUCCUACAUGUACUCUCUUCCAUUCCUUUAACACAUGAUACCAUUCUUUGUGGUGACUUCAAUGCAAGACUUGGCUCUGUUACUGGUGACUAUGCAUCAAAUUGUCGUGGACUGGCACUAUGUUCUUGGAUAGAAGAGAGAUCUCUAUCAGUUGUAAAUGCAGAUCUUGCACCUUGCAUACCAACAUAUAUUUCUUUCCGCAACAACUAUGAAAUCAGCAGUAUUAUUGACCUCUUUAUAACUAAUAUGCCACUCAUCAAUCCUUCUCUUCAUAUUGCUACUGACUUGUCUCUUGGAUCAGAUCAUCGCCUUUUAUCACUUUCCUUUACCUAUGAUCUACAGCACUCUACCAAUAUGCCACCACCAUUACGCAAGACAUGGAACCUCUCACGCCUCAAUGAACCUGAUGUCCAUGCUCUUUAUGCUCAUACCUUCAAUCAAAACUCGACCUCCCUCCUUUCCACCUUGCAAGACAUUGUACAGAAUCCACCACUCACUAGACCCAACAUUGAUGCUAUCACUGAUGAGUUCAAUUUACUCAUUUAUGACUCAUUAAAUAGCUCAAUUGGACAUCGACCCUCUCGCCCAAAUCAUUGGAAAUCCUUCUGGAAUGUAGCUUUGCAAACAGCAGCAGAUCGUCGUAACCAAUGUUACAAAAAAUGGCGCCUGGCAAUAGGUAUUGACAAAGUUGUUUGGUGGACUAAACACAAGCAUGCACAGGCCGAAUUCCGAUCUCAGGUUCAGCAAGCAAAACGUCAGUCUUGGCAUGUCUUUUGUCAGUCUAUGGAACGUGACUUCAGCAAAGCAACAUCAAAGAUAAAGCAGUUAAAACGCCGUAGACAGCCGCAACAUACUUUCCAGCACGAUGAUGGACCAGCCGUAGCAGCAGCAACAAUGUGUGACUAUUUGGCAACAGUAUAUAGUGGACAUAUACUUCCAGCAACCCGACCACCAGCACCAAUGACCACUUGUAACAGUGUGCCUUUUGCCUCUGAUGACUCUCCCUUUACCUCACCAAUUGUAGAGGAAUUCAUGCAAUUUAUGCCUAACCGCAAGGCACCAGGACCAGACCAUAUCAGAGCUGAAAUGCUAAAACCUAUAAAAACACAUUUUGCUGGCAAUGGUCAUAUGUUCCAAUCCAUUGCCACUCAUAGACGUUCUGGUACACUUGCUACAAUGGCAACCCUAAACUCUGUUGGUGCUUGUCGUUCUGGUUUUUCUCUGCUGCUCAGUUCACGAUUGUAUAAGACCUUUGUCCGCCCAAAGUUUGAAUAUGGUUUGGCAAUCUCCACUCUACUGAAGCAAGAUAUCAAAGUGCUGGAGUCCAUUCAAGAUAAGUGUCUUCGCAUGAUUGUUGGGGGGCAUGCCACGUCCUCUACAAUUGUGUUAAAGCACAUCUGCAAUCUGCCAAGUAUGAAGUUUCGUGCCGAUGCUCUUAUGGCCAAGUUCUGUAUAAGAUCACGCUUUUUGCCAGCCCAGUGCCUUCUGUCUCUUUUGCACCGUCAUCAUACCGUCUAUUCUUCACUUGUCUCCUUGGGAAAAACCCAUCUUCUGUCCAAUCUCCCUCCAACACUCAAACUUCGAAGCCCUAGUGCUGUAAAAAAUCAUUUUGAAAGCAUUAGAGAAGCUGGAUUUGCAACCUUUCUCCAGUCUAAUACGCAAGUUCUCAUUCAAGCAUGCCGCCCAGUUCUUGGAGUUGAUCCAAUCUUGUUUUUGCCAGCCUCACGUGUGGAACGUAGCCGUUUGAUUCGUUGGAGAAUGGGGUGGUUACCAGGCAAACCAAAGGAAUGUCCUUGUGGAUCAGAUCACACCUCACGCCGCCAUUUGUUGGAUUGCCCACUUGUUCCUAUGGCACUAUUUGAACAGUUGCCUCAACCUGACCAAGAUCAGAUACACAGAAUUGAUUUUGCCAUCACAUCCUUGCCUUUGUCAUCUCAAGAACCGCGACCUGCUUACUGGAUACCACUGCUGACUAUUCUCUGGCACAUAGAUGUUAUAUGUAAUCCUGAUGGUGACUAUUCACAUGAGACUGAACAUGGUGCUCUUUGGAUAUAA